GCGUUUGCGUGUGUUCUUCUCUUCCAUGGCCGCCGCAAGUGGCAGCGGGUCGCCGUGCGGUGCAUGCAAGUUUCUCCGGCGCAAGUGCGUGUCGGACUGCAUAUUCGCGCCGUAUUUCUGCUCGGAGCAGGGGCCGGCGCGGUUCGCUGCGAUCCACAAGGUGUUCGGGGCCAGCAAUGUGUCGAAGCUGCUGCUGCACGUGCCGGUGCCGGACCGGUGCGAGGCGGUGGUGACGAUUGCGUACGAGGCGCAGGCCAGGAUCCGGGACCCCGUCUACGGCUGCGUCGCCCAUAUCUUCGCCUUACAGCAGCAGGUAGCAUGCUUGCAAGCACAGUUGAUGCAAGUGAAGGCUCAUCUGGCUCGCAACCUCAUGGAGUCACGGAGCUUGGAGAAUCAAUGGGCAGUCGGGAAUGUGAACGGAGCAGCAGCGCCGGUGACGGCGCUUCCACUGACUUUUUCAGCGACUAACAAUUACGUGAACUCCGUUGUCUCUCCGGCGAGCUCCAUUGAAUCCAUUGAUUGUGAUCAAAGUACUACUUAUAAUAAUAAUAACAAUGGAGUGGGAAUACUGCAAGAGAUUCAUCAUCAGGUACUGGAGAGAGAUGGCGAUAAUCAUCAUCAUCAUCUGAUUAAUGCCUGCCAUCUCCCCAGUGCUAAGAAGAGACCGCCCCACACUGACUUGGGGGAGCUUCAAGCACUGGCACUUAGGAUGAUGAGGAAUUAAUUAAUUAAUACAUUUAUUU
Messenger RNA from Malania oleifera, 743 nucleotides. RefSeq names its product LOB domain-containing protein 16. The coding region runs from base 26 to 724 and encodes 232 amino acids. NCBI's taxonomy places the organism in Eukaryota, Viridiplantae, Streptophyta, Magnoliopsida, Santalales, Ximeniaceae. The transcript has 2 exons. Gene Ontology annotation, cellular component: nucleus. The record is from RefSeq and is a predicted model, not a curated record. Gene Ontology annotation, biological process: positive regulation of DNA-templated transcription; hormone-mediated signaling pathway.